AUGGAGUUCUUCCGGCAGGCGUGCACGCGGCCGCGCGUCUUCAACGAGAGCUACGUCCGGUGCCAUCAGAACCAAGGGCUCAAGCUCGUGCGGUACACUCCUCCGUCGCUGGCGUGUCGGCUUGAGGUGUGCGUAGCUGCUUUCCGCACUGCAGCCCCGAGUGCUGCCCACACAGCGGUAGCCGCGGCUGCGGUGCACCCGUGA
Molecule: messenger RNA, 204 nt
Organism: Saprolegnia parasitica CBS 223.65
Lineage: Eukaryota; Oomycota; Saprolegniomycetes; Saprolegniales; Saprolegniaceae
Exons: 3
Coding region: 1-204 (67 amino acids)
Source: RefSeq, a predicted model, not a curated record